This is a messenger RNA of Protopterus annectens (West African lungfish), 1645 nucleotides long. RefSeq names its product cyclin-Q-like. Gene Ontology annotation, biological process: regulation of transcription by RNA polymerase II. Gene Ontology annotation, cellular component: nucleus. The record is from RefSeq and is a predicted model, not a curated record. NCBI's taxonomy places the organism in Eukaryota, Metazoa, Chordata, Ceratodontiformes, Protopteridae. Gene Ontology annotation, molecular function: cyclin-dependent protein serine/threonine kinase regulator activity.
CCCGCCCCUUUACGACACCAGUGGCGUCAGCGGGGUCCUUUCAGCCACGGGAAUUUAGACUGGCUAAAGUUAUUCGUGUGUUAUUAAUCAGAUAGUGUAUUUGUUGUACAUCAUUAACGAGUUUGUGAGAGUCAGAACAUAACAAGGGAUUAUAAGUUAUCCGCUGGCUGUUGUUACGGUUAUUGCUGUAGUAGUAGUGAUUAGAGUUGCAGCCCUCCAUACAACCUGACUUUAAUCUGCUAACCUUGGCCUUCCUGUAUAUUUACCUUCUACUGAACCGGGCCCCCUGAAUACUCCCCUGGACAGUGCUGAACUGGACGCGCACACCAUCUCUGUGAAAUAAAGUAUUAAGUUGGGAAUGCACUCAGUUCCAGUUGCUACAGCCUGCACCAUUUACCACAAGUUUUUCUGUGAAACCAACCCAGAUGUAUAUGACCCAUAUCUUGUCGCUAUGUCAUCUGUUUACUUGGCAGGCAAAGUUGAAGAACAGCACUUGCGAACUCGUGACAUUAUAAAUGUCAGUCACAGGUACUUUAACCCUCACAGUGAGCCAUUAGAGCUGGACUCCAAAUUUUGGGAACUAAGGGACAGCAUAGUGCAGUGUGAGCUUGUAAUACUGAGAUUACUCAACUUUCAUGUUUGUUUCCAGCAUCCUCAUAAAUAUCUACUUCAUUACCUUGUGUCAUUGAAGAACUGGAUGAAUCGACAUGUUUGGGAGCGGACACCACUGACUGUGACAGCAUGGGCUCUGCUACGUGAUGUGUAUCAUAGUAACCUCUGUUUGCGCUACCAGCCUCAGCACAUUGCUAUAGCCAUUCUGUAUGUCACCUUGCAGUGUUUUGGAGUAGAAGUGCCAGGAGAUGCCGAAGCUGAGAAACGGUGGUGGCAGGUCUUCAGUGAAGAUAUCACAAUGCCAAUCAUACUUGGGAUUAUGUCAGAACUGAUACAGACUUAUGGCCUGGAUAGUGAUGUUUCAUGAUGGAACAUGGGUGGCAAAUAUGGAACAAAAGAAAAACUGAUGCGGAAUUAAAAGCAAAAUUAUAUUUGCUCACAGCACACUGAUAUUUAUCUGAUAAAAACUUGUUUUCAAAUAACAUCAUAUGACAGCAAAACCUGCUACACAAUGACGUAACCUGUGGUGGAACAAUAUUUCUCAGAAGUGAUUAUGCUGCUGGCAAAAAUGUCUACAGUUCAUAUUGAGAAGAUUACCUAGGAAAGACUGCAGUAACCUUUACAUAAAUUGAGCGGAUUUGGAGGCUAGUUUCAUGGAAACAGGAUAAGCUAUAUACAGUUCUAUAAUUUUAGUUAUAAGCAUACUUCACUACAAGUAAAAUCUGGAAAAGGUUUCCCAUGCUGUAUUGUUUAUCUGUAUUAUACUGCUUCUGUUACAAAUAGUUUUGUAAUGCUGAAUUAUACAAUGAAGGGGGCCAUGACCAGCUUAGAAAACUCUACUUGUGCUUCGAGAUCAGAAACUAUAUGACAGUUAAGCAGAUGGCUUCAAGGCCAUGUAAGAUGUGCUACACAUUAUUAUCUUGCUUAUGAGGCAGGUUGAUCUAUGAGGUCAAGCACAUAGCCUCCAGAUUCAUUUAAAAGGCUACCACAGUGUGGAAUGUAGUGUUGAAUAAAGACAAUCUUUCAUAUUGUC